AUGACUGGUAGGAAAAUUGAGAAAAUGGCUUCCAUUGAUGCUCAGUUGAGGUUGCUAGCUCCGGGGAAGGUGUCUGAUGAUGAUAAGCUUGUUGAAUAUGAUGCUUUGUUGUUGGAUCAUUUUCUUGAUAUUCUGCAGGAUUUGCAUGGGAGUGAUAUCAGAGAAACGGUUCAAAACUGUUAUGAGCUGUCUGCUGAGUAUGAAGGGAACAAUACCCCUCAGAAGUUGGAGGAACUUGGAGAAAUGCUGACUGGUCUUGAUGCCGGGGAUUCGAUUGUCAUUGCCAAGUCAUUUUCUCACAUGCUUAACUUGGCCAACCUGGCAGAAGAAGUUCAAGUUGCCUACCGAAGGAGGAUUAAGUUAUUGAAGAAGGGUGAUUUUGCUGAUGAGAACUCUGCUAUCACUGAGUCAGACAUUGAAGAGACCUUCAAGAGGCUUGUGAAUCAGCUGAAGAAGACCCCCCUUGAAGUCUUUGAUGCUUUGAAGAGCCAAACUGUUGAUUUGGUUCUAACUGCUCAUCCUACCCAGGCUGUUCGUAGAUCUUUAUUGCAAAAGCACGGCAGGGUAAGGGAUUGUUUGACACAGUUGUACGCAAAAGAUAUUACACCAGAUGAUAAGCAGGAACUUGAUGAGGCUUUGCAAAGAGAGAUUCAAGCUGCGUUUCGUACAGAUGAAAUUCGAAGAACUCCUCCUACACCACAAGACGAGAUGAGGGCAGGAAUGAGCUACUUUCAUGAGACAAUCUGGAAAGGUGUACCAAAAUUUUUGCGCCGCAUUGACACUGCUCUGAAGAACAUUGGCAUUAAUGAACGCAUCCCAUAUAAUGCCUCUAUUAUUCAAUUCUCUUCAUGGAUGGGAGGAGAUCGUGACGGCAACCCCAGAGUAACUCCUGAAGUUACAAGGGAUGUGUGUUUGCUGGCUAGAAUGAUGGUUGCUAAUUUAUACUUCUCUCAAAUAGAGGAUCUCAUGUUUGAGUUGUCUAUGUGGCGUUGCAAUGAUGAGAUACGUAGUCGUGCAGAGGAACUCUACAGCUCAGCAAAAAGAGAUGCAAAACAUUAUAUUGAGUUUUGGAAACAGGUUCCUCCAACUGAGCCAUAUCGUGUUAUUCUUGGUGAUGUGAGGGACAAACUGUAUAAUACACGUGAACGUGCCCGGCAGUUAUUGGCCAAUGGAAGCUCUGAAAUACCUCAAGAGACUACCUUCACAAAUGUUGAACAGUUCCUGGAGCCUCUUGAACUAUGUUAUAGGUCACUGUGUGCAUGUGGUGAUCAACCGAUAGCUGAUGGAAGCCUUCUUGAUUUCUUGCGGCAAGUUUCCACAUUUGGGCUUUCACUUGUGAGACUUGACAUCCGUCAAGAGUCAGAUAGGCACACUGAUGUUAUGGAUGCUAUAACAAACCACUUAGAGAUUGGAUCUUAUCGAGAAUGGUCUGAGGAACGCAGGCAGGAAUGGCUUUUGUCUGAGCUCGGUGGAAAGCGUCCUCUCUUUGGCCCUGAUCUUCCUAAAACUGAAGAAAUUGCUGAUGUUCUGGAUACCUUCCAUGUCAUUGCUGAACUUCCUUCAGACAGCUUUGGUGCUUAUAUCAUUUCAAUGGCAACAGCCCCAUCUGAUGUGCUUGCUGUAGAACUUUUGCAACGUGAAUGUGGUGUGAAGCAACCAUUAAGGGUCGUCCCAUUGUUUGAAAAGCUUGCUGAUCUUGAGACUGCUCCUGCUGCACUAGCCCGCCUAUUCUCAAUAGAAUGGUACAGGAACCAUAUCAAUGGAAAGCAAGAAGUUAUGAUAGGAUACUCAGACUCGGGAAAAGAUGCUGGCCGUUUCUCCGCAGCUUGGGCGUUGUACAAGGCUCAAGAAGAACUUAUAAAGGUUGCCAAGGAGUUUGGCGUUAAGCUUACAAUGUUCCAUGGAAGAGGUGGGACUGUAGGAAGAGGAGGAGGUCCCACUCAUCUUGCUAUAUUAUCUCAGCCACCAGAUACUAUUCAUGGUUCACUCCGGGUUACGAUUCAAGGUGAAGUAAUUGAACAGUCAUUUGGAGAGGAGCACUUGUGCUUCAGAACACUACAGCGUUUCACUGCUGCUACACUUGAGCACGGAAUGCACCCUCCCGUGUCACCGAAACCAGAAUGGCGUGCCCUCAUGGAUGAGAUGGCUGUCAUUGCAACAAAGGAGUAUCGCUCCAUUGUUUUUCAGGAGCCUCGUUUUGUUGAAUACUUCCGAUGUGCAACUCCUGAGAUGGAGUAUGGAAGAAUGAACAUUGGCAGUCGUCCGUCAAAACGAAAGCCAAGUGGAGGAAUUGAAUCACUCCGUGCUAUCCCUUGGAUCUUUGCCUGGACUCAGACAAGGUUUCACUUACCGGUAUGGCUUGGCUUUGGGGCUGCAUUCAAACAUGUAAUUGAGAAAGAUCCAAAGAAUCUCCAAAUACUUCAAGAUAUGUAUAAUCAAUGGCCAUUCUUCAGGGUCACCCUUGACUUGGUUGAGAUGGUGUUUGCCAAGGGAGACCCGGGGAUCACAACUCUUUAUGACAAACUCCUAGUCUCAGAUGAACUGUGGUCAUUCGGAGAGCGAUUAAGGUCUUCAUAUGAUGAAACCAAGAGAUUUCUCCUCAAGGUUGCUGGACACAGAGACAUCCUUGAGGGAAAUCCUUACUUAAAGCAAAGACUCCGUCUUCGUGAGUCUUACAUCACAACUCUCAAUGUGUUGCAAGCCUACACAUUAAAGCGAAUCCGCGAUCCUGAUUACCAUGUGAAGUUGAGGCCACAUUUGUCCAAGGACUACAUUGAAUCAAGCAACCCAGCAGCAGAGCUUGUGAAGCUCAACACUGCAAGCGACUAUGCUCCUGGUUUGGAGGAUACUCUUAUUUUGACAAUGAAGGGUAUAGCUGCUGGCAUGCAGAACACUGGUUAA
Messenger RNA from Vicia faba (fava bean), 2901 nucleotides. The record is from the annotation of a GenBank genome assembly. Lineage: Eukaryota; Viridiplantae; Streptophyta; Magnoliopsida; Fabales; Fabaceae.